Hypoxylon trugodes is the source of this 1097-nucleotide messenger RNA. RefSeq names its product LUC7-domain-containing protein. The transcript has 2 exons. Gene Ontology annotation, molecular function: mRNA binding. Gene Ontology annotation, biological process: mRNA splice site recognition. Gene Ontology annotation, cellular component: U1 snRNP; U2-type prespliceosome. Lineage: Eukaryota; Fungi; Ascomycota; Sordariomycetes; Xylariales; Hypoxylaceae. The coding region runs from base 140 to 973 and encodes 277 amino acids. The record is from RefSeq and is a predicted model, not a curated record.
UUCAACUUUUUUUUCUAUAACGCGAUUCACACGACAACGAGCUAGUCCUUACCGAGGUCGCACAUCGUAUACAAAUACAUUAUUACCAUAGCUGCGACACGGCUCGCUUUAUAUAAGUGGUUCAUUUUAAGGAUCCAACAUGGCGGCGGAGCAAAGAAAGCUGCUCGAGCAGCUCAUGGGCGGUCCCCAAACCUCACGCGCAUCCCAAGUAUCCCUAACCGACCCAAAAGUAUGCCGAUCCUACAUCGUCGGGACCUGCCCGCACGACCUCUUCACCAACACAAAGCAAGACCUAGGUCCCUGCCCCAAAAUCCAUGCUGAAUCACUCAAAUCCGAGUACGAAGGCCUCCCCGAGCCCGCGCGGCAGAAAUACGGUUUCGAACUCGACUACGCGCGUGAUCUCCAGAAGUACAUCGAGGAAUGUAACCGCCGGAUAGAUGCCGCGCAGCGCCGCCUCGAAAAGACUCCCGACGAGAUCCGGCAGACAAACGUCCUGCUCAAAGCCAUCUCCGACCUAAGCUCCACCAUAAACUGCGGAUUACACGAAGUACAAAUCCUAGGUGACUUAGGCGAAGUCAGUCGCGCAUACGACGAGUUCUUCAAAGUGCGACAAGCGGCACAGGCCAAACUGGAACGAGAGCGUGAACUCAAGACUCUCGCUGAUACAAGUGGUCCGUCCGGUCACCAGAAACUCCAAGUCUGCGAUGUGUGCGGUGCGUAUUUGUCUAGACUCGAUAAUGAUCGUCGACUUGCGGAUCAUUUCUAUGGGAAAAUGCAUCUGGGUUACGCGCAGAUGCGCAAGACGUACGACAAUCUACCUAAGGACGUAAGGGGUCGCCCCAGGGCGCCGUUACAAGAUGACGGACCCCGCGACGACGGUGGUUACGGUGAUGGUGGCUGGAAGGGUGGGCCCAGAGGACCCAGACGUGGUGGCUAUGGUGGAAGAAGUGGACGUGGUUUCCGUGGAUGGUAAUGCAACGGCGAUACUACAUGUAACGCAUGCGAAGGAGUUCCUGGCGUUUUAAGGCUUACCUGGUCAAAACUAGACAUGAUAUCACUCUGGACACGCGAACACAAAAUUUUAAUGCUGAUUUGGU